GCCGAGAAUAUGGCUAUAUAAGAGUUCUUAAAUGCCAGAGGUAAAGUUAAAUAUCACAUCUACUCAUUUCCCAUUCCAAUUCUCAUUCAAACAACCACAAACCACCGCCAUCAUGUCUCUCCGUACAACUAUUUCUAUCGUUUCGGUCCUGUUGGCGAUGCAAUCAGGCGUCAUGGCUGCGCUUAACCCAAAUUGUGCUCCAGGAGGAAACUUCGAUAUGAAGCCCUGGAAGCUGCAGCUUCCCAUCGGCAACCCAGGACAGCCACAGACCAUCUCUAGCUCGCAAUUGCAAGGCUGUGGUGGCUACCAGGACCCUGGGCACAAAUAUUUCUUCACUGAGAGUGGGGAUGGUGCUCUUGUGAUGAAAGUCCCUGGAUCUCCAGACUCGGCGGGCUGCGUCACGACCCCAAACAGCAAGCACUGCCGGACUGAGCUUCGAGAGGCCAACCCUUCGGACGGGUCUGCUGCGAGCUGGAGCCCAAACGCAGCUAAAAAUAGACUGUAUGCGUCUCUAUCUGUUGCGUAUGCCGACGAAUCCAGCCAUGGCAGUGUUAUCGGUCAGAUUCACAUCGAUGACAGUAUCUCAACGAAGCCAGUUUGCGAGCUCUUCUACAACUCCAAGGGUGAUAUUUCGAUGGGAGUCGAGCAGACGAGAGCAGGCAACAAUUUACUUUUCACGCCCAUUGGGAAUAUUCCUGUUGGCCAACAGUUCUCGUACGAAAUUCGAUACGAGAGCAAUGUCUUGUCGGUCGGGAUCAAUGGCGGUGCCCAAAAAGUGCUCGACACUUAUCAGUUGAAUGCCCCCAACAGCUACUUCAAGGUUGGAAAUUAUAACCAAGGGAACAAUCCGUCCGACAUGCACUUUCUUGCUAUUGUUGUUACUCAUUAGAUCUGUGGAGGCCUUUAUAAGCCGACAUAGGCACCUAACGGGCUAUUCACCGGGAAUCUGUUCGUCAACACUGUAACGAGUUUCCCUUGGAGCUGUCGUAAUAAGUCGUCAAUCAGAGAUAAAUAAGACCAAGAAUUCUC
Messenger RNA from Pseudogymnoascus verrucosus, 1029 nucleotides. RefSeq lists its product as uncharacterized. The transcript has a single exon. Bases 32 to 889 code for a protein of 285 amino acids. The record is from RefSeq and is a predicted model, not a curated record. NCBI's taxonomy places the organism in Eukaryota, Fungi, Ascomycota, Leotiomycetes, Thelebolales, Thelebolaceae.